AUAAACAAAAUGUCACCACUUACAUCAAUUCAUUGGUUUAGGAAAGGCCUGAGAAUACACGAUAACCCUGCCCUGAUGUCUGCUUUGGAAAAGAACGAUGGAGAUUUUUAUCAGCUUCGUCCAGUUUUCAUCUUGGACUCUUACUACUGGAAACAUCGAAGAAUCGGCUCAAAUCGUUGGCGAUUCAUGCAUCAAUCUCUUGAAAAUUUAGAUGAAAAUCUUCGCAAAAUUGGCUCAAGGCUCUAUGUUUUGGAAGGUGUUCCAGAAGAAGUGUUUACUGAGUUAUUCAAAAAGUGGAAUGUUAAAAGAUUGACAUUUGAAGUGGACAUUGAACCUUAUCCGCAAAAACGAGAUGCAGCUGUUACCAAAUUAGCAAAGAAACAUGGCGUUGAAGUGAUCACAUCUACUUCUCAUACUAUCUAUAAUCCUGAGGCUGUAAUCGCAAAGAACUUGGGUAAAACCCCGCUAACAAUGCAGAAGUGGAUAUCAGUCGCGGAGAGUAUGCCGGCCCCACCAAGGCCUGUGGAGGCCCCCGUCUCAGUACCUACUGCUGCUCGGGCCCCGCUGGACGAGGGAAAGUACCUCCUUCCCUCUUUGGAGAAGCUGGGCGUUGACCACAGUACGAUGGGCCCUUGCUUGUACCCUGGUGGUGAAACGGAGGCUCUCCGUAGAAUGGAAGAACAUCUGAAAAAAACGGAGUACAUUUGUAAGUUUGAGAAGCCUAAUACAUCGCCGAACAGCCUGAAGCCAAGCACUACAGUUCUGAGUCCUUACUUCCGCUUUGGAUGUCUCUCUUCUCGCCUGUUUUACUACAAACUCAAAGAGGUGAUCACCGGCCGACCUCACUCCAAGCCACCCGUGUCUCUUAUGGGACAGAUGUACUGGAGAGAGUUCUACUACACGGUGGCGGCUGCGACUCCCAAAUUUGACCAGAUGGUCGACAAUCCUGUCUGCGCACAGGUGCCGUGGGACAACAACCCGGAGUAUCUUGAAGCUUGGGCACAUGGCCGGACUGGUUAUCCGUUCAUUGACGCCAUUAUGCGCCAGUUACGCCAGGAGGGCUGGAUACACCACCUGGCGCGGCACGCCGUUGCUUGCUUCCUCACACGAGGCGACCUGUGGCAGUCUUGGGAGGAAGGCCAAAAAGUGUUCGAGGAGCUACUGCUAGACCAGGAUUGGUCGCUGAACGCAGGCAACUGGAUGUGGCUCUCAGCAUCUGCGUUUUUCCAUCAGUUCCACCGUGUUUACAGCCCAGUAGUGUUCGGCAAGAAAACUGACAAACUCGGAGAUUAUAUCAGGAAGUACGUGCCCGAAGUCAAAAAGUUUCCCCCAGAGUAUAUUUACGAGCCAUGGGAAGCUCCAAUGUCCGUACAGAAGACAGCUGGCUGUGUCGUAGGUACGGACUACCCUCGGAGAAUAGUCAAACACGAGGAGGUCUACAAGAAGAACAUAGCUAGAAUGUCUGCAGCAUACAAGAGCACAAAGGAAAUGAAAGCUUCACCAGAUAAAAGCCAAAAAAGGCCAUCGGAUGGGGGUGAGUCCUCUACGAAAAAGAAGCCAAAGUCCAAAAGUAUAAAAGAUUAUGUAAAGAAAUAAAUGAGAAACACAACCAAUGUAAUCUGUUAAACAGUUGUUGACGGAUCUCGCACAGCUCGUUGUUAAGAGCAAUUUUGUUUUGCACAAUAGACAAAUUAACAAGUUUCUUAUUUAACAAAGUUGUAAGUGGAGAACUUACAAAAUACUUUUAUCUUUUUAAGCACAAGUUUUUGCUCAACUUACACUUUCCCUGUUUUAAUUAAAUUUAAACAGGUUAAGGUUAGUUCAAUGUAUACCAUGUUUUAUAAUGUAAAAAUGACCAGGUUGAAGUAUUAUAUCUAUAGGGCCUGUUUGUUAAUGACUUUUCAUUUUCGACAUCAUAAAAUGUAUCUGUGAUAUAAAGAUCUACAUUUACAUAA
This is a messenger RNA of Macrosteles quadrilineatus (aster leafhopper), 1955 nucleotides long. It is a transcript of the gene phr6-4, whose product is annotated as cryptochrome-2. The record is from RefSeq and is a predicted model, not a curated record. Gene Ontology annotation, biological process: circadian regulation of gene expression; entrainment of circadian clock by photoperiod. Gene Ontology annotation, cellular component: cytoplasm; nucleus. The transcript has 10 exons. NCBI's taxonomy places the organism in Eukaryota, Metazoa, Arthropoda, Insecta, Hemiptera, Cicadellidae. Bases 10 to 1596 code for a protein of 528 amino acids. Gene Ontology annotation, molecular function: DNA binding; FAD binding.